GACGCCAUGGAGCACAGUCACAUCUUCACCGUUAUGUCCCCCAACUCUACUUCCUGGGGUCCCAGCGGGUGCCCGCUCGGACAGUUGCCCAUCAUCUACUACAGUUCUCUGCUCUGCCUUGGCCUGCCUGCAAACAUCCUGACUGUGAUCAUCCUCUCCCAGCUGGUGGUGCGGCGACAGAAAUCUUCCUACAACUAUCUGCUGGCUCUGGCUGUAGCUGACAUCCUGGUUUUGCUGCUUAUUGUGUUUGUGGACUUUCUUCUGGAAGACUUCAUUUUAGGAGCUCCCCUUCCCCACUCUCUGAACAAAGCCGUGCAGGUGCUGGAGUUCUCCUCCAUCCACACCUCCAUUUGGAUCACCGUGCCCCUGACCAUAGACCGCUACAUCGCCGUGUGCCAUCCCCUGCGCUACCACACCGUCUCCUACCCGGCCCGAACUCGCAAAGUCAUCCUGGCCGUGUACGCCGGCUGCCUGAUCUCCAGCGUUCCGUACUAUUGGUGGCCAGAGCUGUGGCACGGGCUGCCGGGAGCGGGCGGCGGCAGGCGCAGCAGCAGCGCGGGGCAGCACGUGCUGGUGUGGAUCCACUGCGCCACUGUGUAUCUGCUCCCCUGCUCCGUGUUCUUCUCUCUCAACGCCAUCAUCGUACGGAAGCUGCGUUGUAGGCGUAGCUGCUUCCGUCUGCGUGGCUACUCCACCGGAAAGACCACAGCCAUCCUGCUGGCCAUCACCUCUGUGUUCGCGGUGCUGUGGGCGCCACGCACUCUCAUGAUCCUUUAUCACCUGUACACGGCGCAGCCGACGAUGCCUGGCUCUGCCCGACGGCUUCACUUGGUCACAGACGUGGCAAACAUGCUGGCAUUGCUCAACACAGGCGUCAACUUCUUCUUGUACUGCUUCAUCAGCAGGCGCUUUCGCCGGAUGGCCGCCACAGUGCUAAAGGCUUUGUUCCGAUGUAGGAAGCAGCCGGCUCCUUUUUACGCCAGUCACAACUUCUCAAUCACCAGCAGCCCGUGGAUCUCACCAGCAAAUUCCCACUGCAUCAAGAUGCUGGUGUACCAGUACGACAAAAAUGGCAAACCCGUCUGCAUAUCUUCCUGA
This is a messenger RNA of Triplophysa dalaica, 1098 nucleotides long. Its product is annotated as probable G-protein coupled receptor 139. The transcript is spliced from 2 exons. NCBI's taxonomy places the organism in Eukaryota, Metazoa, Chordata, Actinopteri, Cypriniformes, Nemacheilidae. The coding region runs from base 7 to 1098 and encodes 363 amino acids. Gene Ontology annotation, cellular component: membrane. Gene Ontology annotation, biological process: G protein-coupled receptor signaling pathway. Gene Ontology annotation, molecular function: neuropeptide receptor activity. The record is from RefSeq and is a predicted model, not a curated record.